This is a messenger RNA of Ochotona curzoniae (black-lipped pika), 4145 nucleotides long. Its product is annotated as centromere protein J-like. Gene Ontology annotation, biological process: centriole elongation; cilium assembly. The record is from RefSeq and is a predicted model, not a curated record. The transcript is spliced from 16 exons. Gene Ontology annotation, cellular component: nucleus; centriole; centrosome. NCBI's taxonomy places the organism in Eukaryota, Metazoa, Chordata, Mammalia, Lagomorpha, Ochotonidae. Bases 1 to 4053 code for a protein of 1350 amino acids. Gene Ontology annotation, molecular function: tubulin binding.
AUGUUCCUGCCACCAGCCUCAGAGUUCAGCAGUGGGCAGAACUUCCUAAGCCAGUGGAUGACCAAUCCCUCCCGGGCUGGGGUCAUAUUAAACCGUGGGUUUCCUGUGUUGGAAGCCGAUGAAGAAAAGCGAGCAAGUGAAGACGUUUGCUCCAGUUUUCCUGUGAAAGCCACACGACUUUCAGACAGCUUCAGCUUCGUCAGUGAGGGAGAGUCCCUUCGGGGAGAGCAGCAGCUGGAUCGCAGCAGCCCUCGCAGACCGCAGGCGGACACGCCCGAAGCCCGCACCGUCUUCCCCGCAAUCAAGAAGGGUCCGCAAAGGGUGGUUUGUCAGGAUGUCUGCAGAUCCCAGGAGGAUAGCAAAAAUGACCUUAUUCCGCCUCUUGGGAGUGAAUUCAAAGAAGUGGCUUAUAAAGACCCACUUUUGAAGAAGCUGGAACAGCUCAAGGAGGUGCAGCAGAAGAAGCAGGAGCAGCUGAAGAGGCAGCAGCUGGAGCAGCUGCAGCGACUGGUGGAGGAGCAGGAGAAGCUGCUCAGCAUGGUGCCGGGGCCCCACGCACUGCCUGGUACGUCUUUACUGCCCGAUGAGCAGAACCGGAAGUACGGCUCGCCAGGCCAUCCAGCUGCCAGAGAGAAGGCCGUGCCCUUUUUACCAUCUUACGUCUUCUCGAACCAAGGCCAGGACAAAGCUCACACUUGCAGUGUUUUACCUGAUGACCACAUCAGCUCGCGUACUCAGCAGGAUGGCUCCGCCUCCCGAAGCGCUUCUCCCAGUUGGUUCUGUGAGGCGCAGGGUCCAGACGCGCUUGUGACAAGCGACGCAGGGGAGCAACGGCAGAACCAUGCGGCAGGAGAAGGUGUUUUAUCGAUGACGGAACAGAUUCUGGGACAGAGUGAGAUGAAUUUUAAGAAAGUCGAUGAUCCCUCAGGAGUCAUUAAUAUUGAAGAAAGGCCUAUUAAAGCUGUUCUAAGAGAAAGGAAACAGACAUUUGAAGAUUACUUGGAAGAACAAAUUCGGCUAGAAGAGCAAGAACGGAAGCAGAAACAGAUGAGGGAAGCGGAAGGACCAGGGCUAACCAAAGCAAAGCCCAAACAACCAUUCUUAAAACGAGGAGAAGGUUUAGCUAGAUUUUCUAAUGCCAAAGCUAAGGUUCAGAAAGGGAAGGAGAGCAAACCAGCGUGUGGCCAGAGCGCUGUGGAAGACCAGCCCGGGUUUCAGAUGGACAGACCCCAGUGCCAGCGGAAGACCGCUCUUAGAAGUAAAGAGUUGGGCGGCGAGGGCCCUGCUGUUCAAAGGCUCAGGACAGUCCGAAGCAGGAGUGCUGCCGUCACACUCGGUCAGAAGCUACAUGUGCCCAAGAAUAAUAAUAAUAAAAAAAGUCUCUCUCUGUCAGGAUUGAAACUACAGGCAGGCAAGCAAUGUGACGGGCAACCGAGAGACCACAGCAAACUGGACAAAAAGGUGGAGUUGCCUAAUAGCAAGGAAGAUGCACCCGAGCGUGCAGACCCUUCUGAUCCCGGCUGCAGAGUGCGGGGUAAGACACCGGGACAAGACAGACGGCCCGGCUCCCCAGGCCAGCUCGGGUCCGCGGCUCCCAAAGGCUCCGCGAGCGAGACUGUGAAAGAGCUGGACUCUUCUCUGGACGUUUCUCUUCAGAAGAAAAUGGACAACUGGGAACGAGAAAAGGAAAAGGAAAAUUUGGAACUAGAUGAGUUUUUGUUCCUAGAGCAAGCUGCUGAUGAAAUCUCAUUUUCCAGUAAUUCCUCAUUUGUGCUGAAGAUCCUAGCAAGGGAUCAACAGACGUGCCAAGGUCACCGGCUGUCUUCCACUCCUAUGAAGGCUGCGCAGCCAGAGAGGGCACGUCCAGGGGGCGCUGAUGGUCAGGGUGACCACAGGGAGGGUCCCAACCAUGCUGCCCGUGAAAACAGAAGUGAGUGUGAGGUGGCUCCCAACCUCCGGGGCCCAGCGUCCUCACCUAAGGGCCCGAGGGAAUGGUCGUGUAACAUCCGAAGCAAAGCCUGCCAGAAAAACACUUUGAGCAGUUCUGAAAACCAAGCCCCGUGGGAAGCAAGCGAUGAGGACGGCGUCAGCGACAGUGAUGGUGGCACUGACUCCGAGGAGCAGCUUGAUGUGACCCUAAGACCGUUGCCUGAGGAGGCAGGGAGGAGUUUGAGCGGCGUGGAGGAGAGCCCACAGUUCUGCGAUGGCAAGGGGCCUUCCGGGGACAGUCCGACUCAACAGGAGAAGAGAGACGUGGAACUGGAUCUGUCUGAUAAAGAUUGUAGCAGUGAUGGCUGCAUCAUGGCAGGGAGCGUGAGAAACCUGGGGUCCGAGACUUCUGCCCGAAGACCCUCAUCUCCGAAUCUGAGUACAAUUGACUUUGAUGAUGAAAGAACUUGGACUGACCUGGAAGAGAAUCUGUGUCAACACAAUGCUGUUCUUGGGGAUGAAGCUGUUUAUGGGACACCCCAGACACGCUCCCUGAAUAAAGGUGACAUCUGUGUCCUGGACAGAACGUUAAAAAGGAAGGUAGCACCGGUCAAGAGGGGAGAAGACUCGAGCAAGGCAGGCAGGAGCCGGAGCCCUCCUCCUGCGUCGGAACUCAUGAUGAAAAUCUUCCCCUCUUUGAAGCCGAAACCGAGACCAAAAGCAGAUUCGCAUUUGGACAAUGGACCCAAGUUAAACACGAGUCGAGACCAGCUACCUGAUGACAGUGCCCGAUCCCAGAUUCUGAGAGAGAAAGUCAUUGAAUUGGAAACAGAAAUAGAAAAAUUUAAGGCUGAGAACACAUCCUUAGCUAAACUUCGCAUCGAACGAGAAAGUGCCUUGGAAAAACUCAGGAAAGAAAUUGCAGACUUUGAACAACAGAAAGCGAAAGAAUUGGCUCGAAUAGAAGAAUUUAAGAAGGAAGAAAUAAAGAAGCUACAAAGGGAACGUAAAGUAUUUGAAAAGUAUACUACAGUUGCCAGAACUUUUCCAGAUAAAAAAGAACGCGAAGAAAUACAGGCUUUGAAACAGCAAGUAGCAGAUUUGCAGGAAGAUUUGAAAAGGAAAGAAGCAAAAUGGUCGAGUGCGCACGGCCGUCUGCGAAGCCAGAUUGAAAUGUUAGUCAGAGAGAACACGGACCUGCGGGAGGAGAUCAAGGUGAUGGAAAGAUUCCGACUGGACGCCUGGAAGAAGGCGGAAGCCCUGGAGAGCAGCCCCAGGGCCCACGUGCGUGCCACUGCCGGAAAGCUGCCCGAGGCCGUGAACUCAUCUGUUCGAUUUCAAAAGAGUCAUAUUCCUCCUGGAACCCACGUAGACAAACCCAAGAAAAUCUACUUGCCGACACAAGGAAAUCCAUCUCGUGAAUCCAAGGAUGUACCUCUUCGUGAAUUAAGCAGUUCAGAUAAGAGACAAAGGGCCUCUCCCAGGGAGCAGGUGGAGCCAGCGGACUUCCCAGAGUCUGACGAUAAGGAAAACAAGGACGACGACGACGAAGAAAUCGAGACAGCCAUCAGUCAUCCUGACGGGAAGGUGGAAAAGGUUUAUAAGAACGGGUGCCGUGUUACCCUGUUCCCCAAUGGAACCCGGAAGGAAGUCAGUGCCGACAGGACUGUCACCGUCACCUUCUGCAACGGGGACGUGAAGCAGGUCAUGCCGGAUGAGAGAGUGGUGUACUACUACGCCUCUGCCCGGACCACUCACACCACGUACCCGGAGGGACUGCAGGUCCUGCACUUCUCCAGCGGACAGAUAGAAAAACAUUUCCCAGAUGGAAGGAAGGAAAUCACAUUUCCUGACCAGACGGUUAAAAACUUAUUUGCUGAUGGACAAGAAGAAAGCAUUUUCCCCGAUGGUACAGUCGUCAGGAUUCAAUGUGAUGGCAACAAAAUCAUCCAGUUUAGUAAUGGCCAGAGAGAACUACACACUGCCCAGUUCAAGAGACGGGAGUAUCCGGACGGCACCGUUAAAACCGUGUAUACAGACGGGCGGCAGGAGACGAAGUAUGCUUCUGGUCGCAUCCGCGUUAAGGACAAGGAUGGCAACAUUCUCAUGGACACAGAACGGUGACAGAUCAUGAAGUAACACUGAUUUUGUUUAAAAAUGUACUGUGUGGAUUAAUUUAUAUAGAACAUGCCUGUGUGUGGGGGGUGUGUGAGUGU